This is a messenger RNA of Musa acuminata AAA Group (dessert banana), 696 nucleotides long. Its product is annotated as EG45-like domain containing protein. NCBI's taxonomy places the organism in Eukaryota, Viridiplantae, Streptophyta, Magnoliopsida, Zingiberales, Musaceae. The coding region runs from base 53 to 541 and encodes 162 amino acids. The record is from RefSeq and is a predicted model, not a curated record. The transcript is spliced from 3 exons.
AUGGACGGAAAGUUAAAGCAACCACGAGCGGAGGUCUUUUCCUCUGAAAGCAAUGGAAGAUGGUGCAGUUUUUGAGGCUGGAGAGCGUUAUAAGGCUGCAAGAGAGAGAGUCAUUGAUCCUAUGUGCUCAGCGAUGAUGGGGAGAAAGAGGUGGGUGUUGGAGACGAUGCUUAUUGGGUUAGCGUGCGCCGUUGAUCUCAUUGGGGUUUCAGGGGACGUCGGCACAGCUACAUCAUACGGUCCUCCAUAUCUACCGACGAAGUGCCCCGGCUACACCCAGGAUCAGCUGCCUGGGAACGGCCAUUUUGUGGCGGCAGGCAGUGGCAUAUGGGACAACGGCGCCGCCUGCGGCAGAAGGUAUCUGCUGCGGUGCCUGAGCGGCCUCCGACGGCCGUGCAAGGAUGGCUCGAUCGUCGUUGAGGUCGUGGAUUUCUGCAGGCACAGCCCGUGUCCUUCCACCCUGGUGUUGUCCACCAGAGCCUUCGACGCCGUCUCCAAAAUCCCAAACACCAAGAUAAAUGUCGAAUACGCACAAAUAUGAUCCGGUGGAGGUGCCGCGUGAAGGAGCAGCUGAACUCAUGGAAAUAGCUUGGAGAAUGAGCUGAAGGAGGCGCGAUACGAAGAAGCUGCUCAACCAGAGCUCUCUUCGGUCUCAUGUUUGCACGACUACUUGAAGUUAGUUGAGCUACUUCUCAA